AUGCGGAUACAGAUUCAUACCCGGGCCCAAAUGAAACAUCCGAGACAGUGGAGGCGCAGCACCUCAACGCAGAAUCCCGAUCGAGCUUAUGCUUCUCGUGAUCGUGGUCGCCUUUAUAGAUCGUUAUCGACGAUUAGGACCUUCACAGAUCCAUAUCCAUAUCUUAUUGAGCGGGAUCCUGAUCCAGAUCUAUAUCCAGGGAUCAAAAUCCAGUCGAUGAAGUGGAACCUGACGAUCCCAAUCUGGCUUUCCCCUUUACAACAUAGGGCACCCCGCCCAGCGUCCCUACCUGUUCCAACAAGUGAUCCAGAUUUUGACGUCUUCCUAGAAGUGAUGCUUCGAGAUUUUUCACAUGCCUAUGGUCCUACCGGGUGUUCUAUAGUUAGUCCCAUAUCCCUAAGGUGCAGGAGAAGCAAAGGCAUAACUGUAAUACUCCAUAAGUAUACUCAUUUGCGGAUAGAGACCCUGUUCCAGAUGAUCGGAACCCAGCACCUUAAAUACUUUACGUUGCCUUUACCAUCGAAGAGCAGGAUCCAUACUCAUCGAUGGUAA
Molecule: messenger RNA, 552 nt
Organism: Striga asiatica
Lineage: Eukaryota; Viridiplantae; Streptophyta; Magnoliopsida; Lamiales; Orobanchaceae
Source: the annotation of a GenBank genome assembly